Molecule: messenger RNA, 517 nt
Organism: Contarinia nasturtii (swede midge)
Lineage: Eukaryota; Metazoa; Arthropoda; Insecta; Diptera; Cecidomyiidae
Gene: ATPsynE
Product: ATP synthase subunit e, mitochondrial
Exons: 3
Coding region: 84-350 (88 amino acids)
Biological process (GO): proton motive force-driven ATP synthesis
Molecular function (GO): proton transmembrane transporter activity
Source: RefSeq, a predicted model, not a curated record
CACACACAUAAAUUAUUUUUCAUAACCUGAUAGAGAUCAGUUUUCAUUAUUUCACUUAAUCGAAACCAAUUGAGCUAGAAAAUAUGUCAUCAUCAGCUGCCCUUCCACCACCGGUGAAUGUUUCACCAUUGAUUCGUUUUGGUCGUUGGUCAUUAUUAACAGCUGGCAUCUUGUAUGGUGCUUAUCAUCAUAAUCGAUUGUCUAAGAAAGAAACCAUCAAUCGCAAGCUUGAAGCUGAAAGAAAAAUAAUCCGUGAUGCACAGCUUGCAAUCGAAAAAAAGAAGAAUUACGAAGAGGAAAUGAGAGCUUUGGAAGAAUUGUCACGUCCAUCGAAACAAAUUGCAGCUUAAACAGGUUACUUUCAAUCAGCCUGUUUUCAAUUCAAAUGUCCAAUUUGUACGAGGUUUAUUGCGACUAUACUUCAAAUAUCAUACAUCAUUAAGGAUGAUAUAAAAUAGAAAUCAAUUAUUGUCAAAAGGCAUAUUGAAAUAAAAGAAAUAAAACGUGAAGAAAAGAG